Colletotrichum fioriniae is the source of this 990-nucleotide messenger RNA. RefSeq lists its product as uncharacterized. Gene Ontology annotation, molecular function: 2-oxoglutarate-dependent dioxygenase activity. The record is from RefSeq and is a predicted model, not a curated record. Lineage: Eukaryota; Fungi; Ascomycota; Sordariomycetes; Glomerellales; Glomerellaceae.
AUGACUCCCUCUGCGGUAUCACCACCACCCUCCAAUACCGACAAGCUGCUUGUCAAGCCCUGGUCCCGGCCACAACCAACAAAAGAAGAUCUAGACUGGGCGCCUCUCACCACUAUCGAUCUUUCACGGUUUGAUGAGCCAGGUGGAAAGCAAGAACUAGCGAAUCAACUCUACGAUGCCAUCUCGCGAGUUGGGUUCUGGGUUGUGACUGGCACCGGCAUCGAUGAUGAGCGUGUCCUGCGCCAGUUCAGCAUUGGAAACACCUUCUUCAAAGAGCCAAUCGAAGAAAAGCGGACUUAUCCAUGCAACUUUGCCGAAGGCGAGUAUUUUGGAUACAGGGAGAACGAAAGAUGGCUUGGAGAUACGGGUGUGAAGGAGAACAUUGAGAUGCUUAAUAUCCACAAGGACAUCCCAGCUUGGAAGGACGUCGGUCGUCAUCGGGUUGUUGAAGAGAACUGGGAUGAGAUUCGAGACUUCCACCGCGACGUGUGGGAAGUCGCGCGAAAGCUCUUCGUUCUCAUCGCCAUCAUCUUGGAGCUCCCAGAGGACUAUCUCGCUGAUGCGCAUGCUUAUGACCAAGUAUCAGAUGAUCACUUGAGGUACAUGAUCUACAACGCACGAACUGAAGAGGAGUGGGACAAAGCGCAAGCCUUCUCGACGGGCGGACAUACAGAUUUCGGCAGCUUGACCCUCCUCUUUUCACAACAUGUUGCAGGUCUGCAAAUCAGGACGCCAGAGGGAGAAUGGAAGUAUGUCAAGCCCGUGGAGGGUGGUAUCACAUGCAACGCGGCAGACACUCUGACGUUCCUCACAAACGAUCGCCUUGGUCUGAUCAGAGAUGAAGACCGAGACUUGAGCAGGCCAGUUCCAUCUGGAACGGAAUAUGUGCGGGCAAGAGUGAAAGAUGUGCAUCACAAGAAGGUGCUUGAUAAGCGCGAAGGAACGUCGUUUCAGUACAAAGGGUUGGAAGUCAAGAACCAUUAUGACUGA